AUGAUUUCAAUCAAAAACUUAAUAAUCUCCACAACACCUAAACUAAUAUUUGCCUUGUUGACUCAUUUUUUUCUAUCCUCUAGCUACUGUUCGAAUCCAUCAGAUUGUAAAAAGGCCAAAUAUAUGACAUUUGACUUUACUAAUCUGUGUGGAUUGGGUUGUAGUAUGCAUCAACUCAUGUACUGCUUACAAUUGGCUCUUGAAAAUGAGCGUGUUCUAGUAUUGAAGAAACAUUAUCCUGGAGAUAUAUUUCGAGAAUGGCUUCAUCAGAACAUGUUACCACUUUCUGAAAAAUGCAGUUAUUUGGACUCAGAUGGUAGAUCAGAUAACAUCAAUUGUCCUUGGAUUGUAAAGGCUCCCCAAGUACAUAACUGGUUGCCACAUGUUCUCCCGAUAGAUAUGAAUAAAGAAUUAUUACGUUUACACGAGGCACCCUUUGUUUGGUUUGCUGGUCAACUAGCAGCCUACAUUUUGCGUCCAAAGACACAAUUUGCACAAUUAAUCAAUGUAACUUUGAAGGGCUUUAAAACGAGUGGUGAUCCUGUUGCUGGCGUGCAUAUCAGGCGUACCGAUAAGUUAAUUUGGGAAGCUCAGUUUCAUAACUUAUCCCAGUACAUGGAACACGUGGAUAAUUUCUUUGAUUUACAUAGUGAUCAUCUCUUGACAAUGUCGAAGAGACAUGACAUGAAUGUGGAGAGAUUUGGAUCAGUUUCUGAAAGAAUCAUUGGAAGAAACAAUUCUGUUCAAGCUAAGCGAAGUGUUUACUUGUCGACAGAUGAUCCGAAUAUUUUUACUCAACUACCCUACAGUUAUCCAAACUACACCGUCUAUGGUAGUCAAGGUAGAUCGCAGUCAGCUAAUUUGAAUAUACGGAUGUCAGUUAAUUCAAUGAAUAAUGCAAUUAUUGACAUCAUUGCACUUUCAAUGACAGAUUUCCUUGUGUGUACAUUUUCAUCGAAUGUUUGUCGUUUAGCCUAUGAGUUAAUGCAAACACGUCAUAUGGAUUUGGGUGAUGCAACACAAUUAUUUCAUUCAAUCGAUAAGUUUUACCAUGAAGAAGAUUACCAAAGAAUGAAAUUUGAUGUGAUCAUUCCAGAUAUGAAGGUAAAUUUGAAGUAUGGUGAUGUAGUGGAAAUUCGCCAAAUUAACUGGAACGGUUCAGUUUAUCCAAACUAUACUGUCUAUGGUAGUCGAGGUAGAUCACAGUCAGCUUAUUUGAAUAUACGGAUGUCAGUUAAUUCAAUGAAUAAUGCAAUUAUUGACAUCAUUGCACUUUCAAUGACAGAUUUCCUUGUGUGUACAUUUUCAUCGAAUAUACUGAGAAAUCAUGUGAUGGUUCGAGUCGGUGGUGGCUGGGAUACACUGAGUCAUUUCUUAUCAAAAUACGAUGAAUGUCGUAAAGUUAAUCCAUUAGGAUCAUGUAAAUUAAAUUCAAUGAAUCAGAAUCCCAAAUUGAAUGAAGAUAAAACUGAAAACAUGGUAGAAUGUAAAUUGAAUGUAGUAAAAAAACGUACAUCAUCUGUAACGAAGGAGAAACAAUCACAUAGAGAUAAUGAUCACCAGGAUGAUGACAACGAUACUUCGGAUGGGAAAGUACAAUUGAAUCAUAAAACUGAUUCAGAAUUUAUGAAAUCAAUGAAAAAUGUGAAUGAAAAUCAAAUUCUUGCAAAAAAAUCUUUAGAAGAAACAAAAUGUCUUACUAAAUCACAA
This is a messenger RNA of Schistosoma intercalatum, 1710 nucleotides long. The record is from the annotation of a GenBank genome assembly. NCBI's taxonomy places the organism in Eukaryota, Metazoa, Platyhelminthes, Trematoda, Strigeidida, Schistosomatidae.